Etheostoma spectabile (orangethroat darter) is the source of this 1863-nucleotide messenger RNA. Its product is annotated as fucolectin-1. The transcript is spliced from 5 exons. Lineage: Eukaryota; Metazoa; Chordata; Actinopteri; Perciformes; Percidae. The coding region runs from base 135 to 1136 and encodes 333 amino acids. The record is from RefSeq and is a predicted model, not a curated record.
CGCAUUUUGUGCAAGUUAAGACUAUACACAUAGUUUCUUACUUAUAGUUGCCACCAUGUUCAUAUCUAUGCAGCUUGGAUAUCUAACUUCUCUAACAUAGAUAGGUCAGGGAUCCAUUUAAUACAGUAACAGGGAUGACAGGGUUUAUUCAUUCAGCAUAUGUUUGUCAUGGACUCUUGUCUGUUUUAACCAGAACAAUGAAACCCAGUUCAGUUCUGCUUCUGCUGUUCCUUCUGGGGACGUGCUCGGCUUACACCUAUCAAAAUGUGGCCUUGCGAGGGAGAGCGACCCAGUCAAACCGUUUUGCAGACUUGUACGGUUUUGCCCACAAUGCUAUUGAUGGAAAUCGUGACUCUGACUACAGCGCCGGAUCAUGCACCCACACUGUUGAACAGACCAACCCCUGGUGGAGAGUGGACCUGCUGGAGUCCUACGUCGUCACGUCCAUCAUCGUCACCAACAGAGGAGACGCCUUUCCAGAGAGGCUCAACGGGGCAGUGAUUUAUAUCGGCAACUCUUUGCAAGACAAUGGUUCCUCAAACCCAGUGGCUGGUGUAAUUGACCAUAUCCCAGCAGGCAGGUCUUUAAAAUUGACUUUUACCAAACUUGUGGUAGGACGAUAUGUGACUGUGGUUCUACCUGGUUCAGGAAAAGUCCUAACACUCUGCGAAGUGGAAGUCUACGGGUACCGGGCCCCAACUGGAGAGAACCUGGCUAUCCAAGGAAAAGCCUCGCAGUCAUCACUGUAUUCUAGCGGCAUUGCAUAUAAUGCUAUAGAUGGGAAUCGUGAAGCCAUCUGGGGCCAUGGUUCUUGUACUCACACAAAAGACGACUUCAACCCCUGGUGGCGACUGGACCUGGGCAAAACCCACAAAGUGUUUUCUGUUAACAUAACCAACACAGUAGACUCUGUCCCAAAUCGACUCAAUGGAGCUGAGAUUCGAAUUGGAGAGGAUCUUGAUAACAAUGGAAACAACAAUCCUAGGUGUGCUGUGAUCUCCAGCAUCCCUGGAGGUUUCACUGAAGUAUUUCAGUGUAAUGGGAUGGACGGUCGCUACGUUAACAUCGUCAUCCCUGGAAGAAGCGAGUACCUGACCCUGUGUGAGGUGGAGGUCUACGGCUCCAGACUGGAUUAGGUCUGAGGAGGCUCAAAAUAUACAUAAUGUAAAAAUGAUAUUUUACAUUUCAGAUGUUCUGCUGAUGCUCUUGUACAGACUCAUGUUGCAAUUAUAGAUUCACUUGCUAUCUACAGAUGGAUUGGAGUUCUAGCUUAGUAAACUAGAGUUACCCCUGUAAAAUAGUCGUAGUUAAUGCGGUAAUGUGUGAAAAAGCGACCUAGCCAGAUUGUAAUGGUGACAAUCGUAAUUCAGCCAAUGCAUUAAGGUGCAUCAGUUUUCACAUAACGAUAUCUAUACAAAAAUCAAACACAUUUUCAGUGCUUUUGUAGUUUUAUAUUAUAUUAUUAUGGACCUUCAGCAUCUAAAUUGAAUUCCUGCAAAUUCAAAAUACACUUUAUUUAAAACCAGUAGGUUGUACCUUUUGUAUUUCACCUGGAAGCGUAUCAGCAACAUUAAUAUUACUUAAUGUUAUAUUUUUAUGUCUGUGUGUAUCUGAGGAACGUAUCUAACUGUAUUUAUGUGGGAAUUGAUAGUAAAGAGCAAGUGCAUGUGGCACAUUUAUUUAAACCAAACGAGACGUGGCCUAUGAAAUGAAAAUGCAUAACAAAAGGGCGUGUUUACAUUAUCGCUAUGUCCACUUAACUAAUGUCUAAUGUAAUUUGAAAAUUCCAUGGAUGUAUUAAGAAAACAAAAUAUUGCUCUAAUUUCCUUAUCAUGUUGCAAGAAUUAAAUAAUUUCACAUUAA